Molecule: messenger RNA, 1119 nt
Organism: Galleria mellonella (greater wax moth)
Lineage: Eukaryota; Metazoa; Arthropoda; Insecta; Lepidoptera; Pyralidae
Exons: 1
Coding region: 1-1119 (372 amino acids)
Biological process (GO): DNA integration
Molecular function (GO): nucleic acid binding
Source: RefSeq, a predicted model, not a curated record
AUGGUGGUGAAUGAAGUAAGACAAAAAUACUGGAUAAUUAAUUUGCGACCUACAGUCCGUACCGUUGCUUCCAGAUGCUUGUUGUGUCGUAUAAAAAAGGUUACUCCUAAACCAUCUAGAUUAGGUGACUUACCUGAAGCCAGAUUAGCCCAUCACCUAAGGCCCUUCACUCAUUGUGGCAUCGAUUUGUUCGGUCCUCUUGAAGUCACAGUAGGACGACAGAGACCUAAACGUUAUGGAGUGAUAUUCACCUGUCUGACAGUCCGUGCGAUACAUAUUGAAGUAGUGCCUUCGCUGACGACGGAUUCACUCAUCAUGGCUCUCAGAAGAGCAGCUGCACGACGAGGGUGGCCACAAUGCAUUUAUUCAGAUAACGGCACCAACAUGAGAGGGGCAGAUGCUGAAUUAAAGAAAGCCUGUGCUGAAAUUAUGAACAACGAUAUAGUCCAAUCAGAACUCGCACACAGAGGAGUAGACUGGCAUUUCAUACCGCCGGCUAGUCCACAUAUGGGCGGAGCCUGGGAGCGCCUCAUUCGCAGCGUGAAGUCUACACUUCGCGUUGUGCUGAAAGAAAGAGCGCCUCGUGAGGAAGUUCUUGUUAUUUUUCUCGCAGAAGUAGAGAAUAUGGUGAAUAGUAGACCACUGACUCACGUAUCGGUGGAUCCUAGGAGCCAGGAGACACUGACCCCUAACCACUUCUUGCUUGGUUCCUCGUCUAACUUACCUGUGCUCGGUGACUUCGACGACAGUGACCUUUACCUGCGCCGUCAAUGGAGAGUAGCUCAAAGGUUGAGUGAUAUGUUCUGGCAGCGAUGGCUGAAAGAAAUAUUACCUGUGCUGUUGCCGCGUCAAAAGUGGUACCACGAUGAAGAUUCAGUCCGUGUAGGAGACUUGGUUCUUGUAGUGGACCCGAACUUACCUAGAUACAGCUGGCCUGUAGGAAUUAUAGAAGCUGUAUAUCCUGGAAAAGACGGGAGAGUGAGGGUCGUGGACGUGAGAAGCAACCGGGGCGUGAUGAAGAGACCGGUGACACGAGUGGCACCGUUUCCGCGAGUUGAUGAGUGUCGCGACACCGACACUAGGGGGGAGGAUGUAAGCGACGCACCUCGCACCUCGUAA